AUGCUAUCAUUAUGUUGGCUCACGCCAUUCGUCAAAGCAGACGAAACUACAGAGACAAACUGCACUUACGUCCACAAUCUCACCUCCGAAGAAGACUAUUACAUUUACAAUCCCGAAUUUCCGAAACCAUAUCGAGGACCACAGUCAUGCUCGUGGACAAUAAACAGCGACUAUCGCGUUAACGUGGUUUGCAAGCUAUUCGAAUUACCGUCGGGCUUCCGUUGUUUGUUAGAUAACUUGACCGUCGAAGCUAGUUCUAAUAGUAUACAUAGAUUUUGUGGCAAUGAUGCGGUCAAUGUUACAUCCGAUGGACCCACAAUGGUAGUGAAGCUAUUUGCAUCUGUAUGGUCGACGGGUGGUCGAUUCCUCUGCGAUGUAAUGGCGGUUAAAAAACCGUCGGAUGCUGAGGGUUGUGAGUGUGGAUGGCGGAAUCCUAACAAAAUCGUCGGCGGAAUGGACGCAGGAGUGAACGAAUUCCCCAUGAUGGCGGGCCUAGUCGAUUUCAGGCAGCGUAACAUAACUUGUGGCUCCACAAUAAUAUCAAACAGAUACGCAACCACAGCGGCUCAUUGUUUCAAAAACGGGACAGAGCCUAGAGAUUAUGGUCUUCUCGUAGGCGAUCAUGACUUGCGCACAGGCACGGAUACAAAUGCCACUGUAUUGCAUAGACUGAGGAGUAUUACCAUACACCCUGACUACCGCAAAAAUCCGGACGUAAAUGAUAUAGCUAUUGUAAAAGCGGAACUGGAAAUAAAGUUUAGCAACCAGGUUGGACCAGCUUGUUUACCGUUCCAACACUCGCCGGACACGUUUGGAGGAAGUUACGUUGAACUAUUGGGUUGGGGUUUGACGGAGUUCGGCGGUCUACCACCCACAGUCCUCCAAAAAGUUAGCCUAAGUGUACUGACCAACCUAGAAUGUUCUAAAACAUACCAGAACGUAACCUCGUCCCGACUUUGCACUUACGGCCAAGGCAAAGACAGCUGUCAGAUGGACAGCGGUGGGCCAGUUCUGUGGCAGAAUCCUACCAGCAGACGACUUGUACUUAUAGGAGUGAUCAAUCAGGGUAUCGAUUGCGGUAUUUUCCCGAGUUUGAAUAUGAGGGUCGGUGCUUACACUGAUUGGAUCGUUUCGGUUACUUCAGAUGCCUCGUAUUGCAUCAGUGAGUAA
Megachile rotundata (alfalfa leafcutting bee) is the source of this 1170-nucleotide messenger RNA. Its product is annotated as venom serine protease 34-like. Gene Ontology annotation, molecular function: serine-type endopeptidase activity. The record is from RefSeq and is a predicted model, not a curated record. Gene Ontology annotation, biological process: proteolysis. NCBI's taxonomy places the organism in Eukaryota, Metazoa, Arthropoda, Insecta, Hymenoptera, Megachilidae.